ACAGAUACACGCGUAUUAUGUUAUUAAAAGUGUUGAGACUGCGCACGAGUGAUGUCGCGUGAUAUGUUAAAUGUUAAUUAAAAGUGUUAUGUUAAAGUGUAAGUGUUCAAGUGCAAGUGUGGAAUCACGAGUGUGAAUAAAGUCUAGGUCAGCGGUGCAGUAGUACAAAUAAUAAAUUACAAUGAUACCAAGAUGGCGACAGAUAUUGAUAAAAAUGUUCAUAGUUCCCCAGCGGUACAUCCUGGGCAUCAUGGGUCUGCUGGCGAUGUGCAACGCCUACACCAUGCGCGUGUGCCUCAACCUGGCCGUCACUCAGAUGGUCAACAACACCAAAGACGGCGAAUUCCACUCAGACCCCGACGCUUGUCCCGACGAGAGCGAGAUUUUGACGAACUCGACGAUCUAUUAUAAGCCUCAUGCAAUAUUCGAUUGGUCGGAGUCGACGCAAGGGUUGAUCCUCAGCGGUUUUUACUACGGGUACGCCAUAACUCACAUCCCGGGGGGUUACCUGGCGGAGCGGUACGGAGGAAAAUGGACCUUAGGACUGGGGCUAUUGAGUACAGCUAUCUUUACCCUGCUCACGCCGAUCGUCGUCAAAGCUGGAGGGGCAAUCGCCCUGUUCAUUCUCCGAGUUUUACAGGGCAUGGGAGAGGGAACAACAAUGCCAGCGCUCAUGAUAGUGUUAGCGCGGUGGGUACCACCUCACGAGCGCGCUAGACAAGGAGCGGUGGUAUUCGGCGGGGCUCAGAUCGGGAAUAUCUUCGGUUCCUUCAUGUCCGGUUUUCUGAUGGCCGGAGACGGGGACUGGGCAAACGUGUUCUACUUCUUUGGAUGUUUCGGGAUACUGUGGUUCUUGUUUUGGAGUGUCCUCUGCUACAGUACUCCAAACACUCACCCGUUCAUUUCACCGGAAGAGCUCAAGUACCUCAACGAGACCGUGACCAGCUCCGACGUGGGCGGUGUACGGAACCCUGUACCCUGGAAGGCCAUAGUUCGGUCUGUGCCAGUAUGGGCUCUGCUGUUUGCUGCUAUUGGGCACGACUGGGGCUACUACACGAUGGUCACUGACUUACCGAAGUACAUGACAGAUGUGCUCAAGUUCAACAUCGCCACAACGGGCACCCUGACUGCCAUGCCGUAUUUAGCCAUGUGGUUCAGCGCCUUCUUCCUCGGCUGGCUCUGUGAUCUCUUCGUGAAGAAGGGCUGGCAUAGCAUCAAGAUGGGGAGAAUCAUUCAUACGACUAUAGCUGCUACGGGACCAGCUAUAUGCAUUAUACUAGCGUCAUACGCCGGCUGCGACCGUUUCGCUGCGGUGGCGUAUUUUGUCGCCUCUAUGGCGCUCAUGGGAGGUUUCUACAGUGGCAUGAAGGUGAACGCGCUAGAUCUAGCUCCCAACUACGCUGGCUCCCUCACCGCCAUGAUCAAUGGUACUUCUACCAUUUCUGGCAUCAUCACACCGUAUUUGAUUGGACUUCUAACACCAGACUCAACCCUCGUGCAAUGGAGGCUGGCAUUUUGGGUGUGCUUCGCGGUGCUGGUCGGCACCAACGUCAUCUACUGCAUAUGGGCAGACGGUAAACAACAGUGGUGGGACGAUGUCCGACAGUACGGGUACCCAGCAGACUGGUCCCAUGGUCCCCUCAAAAUGGCGGAGGUAGAUAAAGAGAAGAACAAGCAGAAGGAGGCACAGGGUACUUCGUUAUAGAAGAGGAGCUGUGUCACAAGCAGUAGCCUUACCCAUUACGAGGCCCCUGGUCUUUGCGAGUGUUCGCCACCCUAGGGCCGCCACUGGUCAUAAGUGUAGAAGACUCUUCAUUCAAUGUGCCAAUUUGG
This is a messenger RNA of Aricia agestis (brown argus), 1833 nucleotides long. RefSeq names its product putative inorganic phosphate cotransporter. Lineage: Eukaryota; Metazoa; Arthropoda; Insecta; Lepidoptera; Lycaenidae. The record is from RefSeq and is a predicted model, not a curated record. Bases 182 to 1705 code for a protein of 507 amino acids. Gene Ontology annotation, biological process: monoatomic anion transport; transmembrane transport. The transcript is spliced from 10 exons. Gene Ontology annotation, molecular function: transmembrane transporter activity.